Messenger RNA from Corylus avellana, 1698 nucleotides. RefSeq names its product serine/threonine-protein phosphatase PP2A-3 catalytic subunit. The record is from RefSeq and is a predicted model, not a curated record. Gene Ontology annotation, molecular function: protein serine/threonine phosphatase activity. NCBI's taxonomy places the organism in Eukaryota, Viridiplantae, Streptophyta, Magnoliopsida, Fagales, Betulaceae.
CCGAAAAAGAGAGCCUAAACGAGAGAGCCUGAAAGACACAAAAAGCAGCGUUUUGUGUUUUGGUUUCUCCACCACACACACACUCUCUCUCUAGGGCUUCGUGUUCUCUCUCCACAGCUGCAGGAAGAGGAAGAAGAAGAGGAAGGCUAGGGUUCUCAGAGAUCUACCAAGGGCUUGUGGGAUUCUAGGGGCUGUGUGGCUGGGGGCGAGAGUCGGAGGUAUCCUGAUCUGUGAAGCGGUGCGUUUUUGGGGAAAGGAGGAGAGGAAGAGCAUGGAUUCGGUCCCUUCGAACGCGCAUGGGAACCUGGACGAGCAGAUUUCGCAGCUCAUGCAGUGCAAGCCCUUGUCCGAGCAGGAGGUAAGGGUGCUGUGUGAUAAGGCUAAGGAGAUAUUAAUGGAAGAAAGCAAUGUCCAGCCUGUUAAAAGCCCUGUUACAAUUUGUGGCGAUAUUCAUGGGCAGUUCCAUGACCUUGCAGAGCUUUUUCGCAUUGGAGGGAAGUGUCCAGAUACAAAUUACUUGUUUAUGGGAGAUUAUGUUGAUCGUGGCUACUACUCAGUUGAAACUGUAACUCUUCUGGUGGCCUUGAAAGUGCGUUAUUCUCAACGUAUUACUAUUCUGAGAGGAAACCACGAAAGCCGUCAGAUUACUCAAGUUUAUGGGUUCUAUGAUGAGUGCCUGCGGAAGUAUGGUAACGCCAAUGUUUGGAAGAUCUUUACAGAUUUGUUUGACUAUUUUCCGCUGACAGCAUUGGUUGAAUCUGAAAUAUUUUGUCUGCAUGGUGGAUUGUCCCCUUCCAUUGAAACCCUUGAUAACAUUCGUAAUUUUGACCGUGUUCAAGAAGUUCCUCAUGAGGGCCCCAUGUGUGAUCUUUUAUGGUCUGACCCAGAUGAUCGUUGUGGUUGGGGUAUCUCACCCAGGGGUGCUGGAUACACGUUUGGCCAGGACAUAUCUGAGCAGUUUAACCAAACCAAUAACCUAAAGUUGAUUGCUAGAGCUCACCAGCUGGUUAUGGAGGGAUAUAACUGGGGUCACGAACAAAAAGUGGUUACCAUAUUUAGUGCACCUAAUUAUUGUUAUCGCUGUGGAAACAUGGCGUCCAUCCUGGAAGUUGAUGACUGCAAGGGCCACACAUUCAUUCAGUUUGAGCCUGCUCCAAGGAGGGGAGAACCUGAUGUAACCCGGAGAACACCUGAUUACUUCCUAUGAUGCAGCGGUCAAGUAGUUGCUGAAUUGGCAGCGGCUAGUGCCUGCUAGCUGGUUCACGUUGAUGAGGGAUUCUAUGGUGGUUGGGAGGUUAAAAACAUGUAAAAUGUGCAGGUGGGGUUUACUGUGAUUACUCAUUUGAUUAUGCUUUCAGUUUCCAGAGAGGAAGAAGCAGAGGUGGUAACGCUGAAGCAGCAUAUGUACCAAUUCCAGUGAACAAUAUGGCAUCUUUUAUUUCUUAGCACUGAUAUUCCUUUUUCUUUGUCCCCAUUUUUUCCCCUCUUUUCUGUAGAAGGAUGGUGGUUUUGGUUAAGGGUAUGUAGAGGGAUGAUGAGUAAACUUUUCAUAUAAUGGGUGUUUUUAUAAUUUUUCCUGUUAGUCUGCGUUAAAUGUUUUCUUCAAUAGGCGCUUUCCUCUUGUAUUUUGAGUACUCAUAAUUGAACGUUCGAAGAGUAGUUGCUUUCUCUUAAUCUAUUUUUCUUCUCUUUUUCACA